ACACACACAUGGGGGUGUGGACAGUAAAGUGUUGGAGGGUUUUUCUCGGUGUGUGUGUGCAUGCGAAAGACGAGGAGGCAUUCAGUCCAUCAGGCUGCUGCCUCACCAUGGCUGUUCUCUCAGCAGAGGUCCUUGGCUGGCAUGCCCGCAUUGAGGAGUUGGAGGAGGAAUUGGAAGCUGAGCGGGCCAUGAGAGCAAAGGUGGAAAAGCACAGAGCAGAUCUAAGCAGGGAACUGGAAGAUCUCACAGAUCGACUCGAGGAAGCAGGCGGGGUCACCGCUUCACAGAUAGAGAUGAACAAGAAGAGAGAGGCAGAGCUUCAGCGUCUGAGACGAGAUCUGGAGGAGUCAUCUGUCCAGUCAGAGACGCUGGCUGCAACCCUGAGAAAACGCCACGGCGAUGUCAUUGCAGAGCUUAGUGAGCAGUGUGACGCUCUGCAGAGGACCAGGGCCAAGUUGGAAAAGGAGAAGCAGAACUUGAGGAUGGAAGUAGAUGACCUGUCCACUUCACUAGAAAGUCUACAGAAAGCCAAGAUGACCUCAGACACCCAGAUGAAGAAAUUAGAAGAACAGCUCUAUGAGUCUAACAGGAAAGGAGAUGACCUGCAGAGGACACUCACUGAGCUCACUGUGUCCAAGAACAGACUCACAGCUGAUAAUACAGAUACAAGUCGACGACUGACAGAGGCGGAGAACAGAUCCGGCCAGUUGAGCCGUACUAAGUCUCUCCUCCAAUCUCAACUCGAGGAACUGAGGAAACAGUUGGAUGAAGAGGUCAAAUGUAAGCAGGCAGUCUGCGGAAGUCUGAGUUCGGUGCGGGAGGAGUGCGAGGGUCUCAAGGAGCAGCUAGAGGAGGAGCAGGAGAGCAAGCAAGAGCUGCAGCGGCUUGUCUCCAAACUCAACAGUGAGAUCACACACUUGAGGACCAAACAUGAGGCAGACUCCAUCCAGCAUGCUGAUGAGCUGGAGGAAACCAAAAAGAAGCUAGUGUUGCGGCUGCAGGAGGCAGAGGAGGCAAUGGAAGCCACCCAGGCUAAAUGCUCCUCUCUGGAGAAAACCAAACAGAGGCUCCAGGGAGAGGUGGAGGAGCUAUGCAUGGACCUGGAGAAGGCAAGCGGAUGUGGACAAGCGCUAGAUAAGAAGCAACGGGUUCUAGAGAAGCAGCUGGGAGACUGGAAGCAAAAGUGUGAGGAUCUGGUGGCAGAGGUGGAGAGCUGCCAAAAGGAGAGCAGACAACACGCAGGCGAGCUCUUCAAACUGAAGACGGUGCAUGAAGAGUCUCUGGAGCAGCUGGAAGCUCUUCGAAGGGAGAACAAGGCUUACCAAGAGGAAGUUGCAGACCUCACUGACCAGCUUUCAGAUGGCGGUAAGAGUGUCCAUGAGCUCCAAAAAGCAAAGAAGAAGAUAGAGAUGGAGAAAGAAGAAUUACAGGCUUCACUGGAAGAGUCAGAGGCAGCUUUAGAGGCUGAGGAAACCAAGUUGCUGAGGAUGCAGCUGGAGUUGUCUCAGACAAAAACAGACUUGGAGCGCAGACUUCAAGAGAAGGAGGAAGAGAUCGAUGCUGCUCGAAAAACCCACCAGAGGGCGUUGGAAUCCCUACAGGCCACCUUGGAUGUGGAGAUUAAAGGUCGAGUGGAAGGGUUGAAGAUUAAAAAGAAGCUUGAGGCUGAUGUCACUGAACUGGAGCUUCAAGUGGAUCUCCUUACCAAAAGUAACACUGAGUUCAGCAAGAGCAGUAAAAAGACACAGCAGCAAAUCAAGGAACUCCAGGCUCACCUCGAGGAGGAGGUGAGGGGCCGCGAGGAGCACAUGGAGGAGCUGGUGGCCUUAGAGCGACGUUGUACUCUGCUGGUUAGUGAUGGCGAAGAGACCCGCUCCGUCCUAGAGAGUACAGAGAGGGUUCGCAAAGCCUUGGAGAUGGAGUUGCAGGAUGCCAAUGAAAAAUACAGUGAUCUCAACAACCAGUUCCAGACAGUUCUGAGUGGGAGGAGGAAGCUGGAGGUGGAUCUCCAAACUCUGCAGCACGAGCAUGAGGAGCUCCAAGGAGAGCUGAGGGGAUCGGUCGACAAAUCCAAGAAGGCCAGCUGUGAGUUGGCCAGAGUGGGGGAGGAACUACGCUUGGAGCAAGAGCACACGCUCCAUCUGGAGAGGGUGAAGAAAGGUCUUGAGGCUCAAGUGAAAGACAUGAGCACCAGACUGGAGGAGGCAGAGCAGAUGGCUUUGAAAGGUGGCAAAAAGACCAUCCAAAAGUUGGAGGGAAAGGUAAAGGAGUUGGAGCUGGAGCUGGAGUCGGAGCAGAAGCGGCACGCCGAGACGGUGAAGACCCUGAGGAAGAACGAACGUCGGCUCAAGGAGUUGGUCUUCCAGUCUGAGGAGGACCAGAAGAACCAGUUGAGAAUGCAGGAUCUAGUGGAGAGGCUUCAGAACAAGAUGAAGGCUUACAAGAGACAAGUAGAAGAGGCUGAGGAGCAAGCCAAUAUGAACUUGGCCAAGUACAGGAAGACAGUCCAUGAGCUGGAUGAUGCCGAGGAACGAGCUGACAUUGCGGAGUCAGCACUUACGAAGAUAAGGACAAAGAAAAGAGGCAGCUUCAGCAAGGGAUACUCCUCGGGAUACAGCACCCCACACCCCAGUCUGGCACGGUCGCCCAGCUCUGUGGGUUCAGAGGGCCGAGGCGAGAAGAUUCUCAACGAUGACAAUGAGUCCGUGAGCUCCCUGAUCCCUGCUUAUCUCAAUUCCCUCAAGAAACUCAUGAUCGACUAGAAAGAGUGCAGUUUUCUACAGUGUGACAUCAAUCACACCUUAAUGCCACUUGAAGAAAUCACACUCAAAUAUUAUGAAGUCUUUAGAAAUUAGUUUGACUGAAAUUUUAUUUUUGCGUCACCAUCACAUUAUCACAUUUUAAACAAAAGCCCUGCAUGAAAUUGUGCACUCCUUUAUUUGUCAUGAACUACACGUUUUUAACACACUUCAUCUUAUCCAGUAAUUGCUGCAUAUAUUGAUAUUGAAUAAUGUGUUAAAACAGAUUAUAUCUUUAUACUAUAUUUCCUUAUACAUAUAGUGCUGUCAUACAUGCCCCAGUUAAUUGCAGAGCGUGUUGUUCUCUUAUCUUGAAUAAAUAAACAACUUACACAAGAAAUGCGUGAUGCUCUCUGCCAUUGUCUUAAUAAAAAUACUCUACGUAGCACUUUAAACAUCAGCUGUGGACUGUUGGUCAAUGAGAAUGAUUUUUGGCCUUUCUUGAUGUAUGGCAAUGUAUUUCAAAAAUGAAACAUCGCCACGCAGAUUCAUUAUACUGUACAUAUAGAGGUGGGCAAACUACGGCCCUCGGGGCAGAUCUGGCCUGUUGGUUUUCUUAAUCCGGCCUGCCGAAGAUUGGUGCAGAAAUAAGGUUUGAUGUGAAUAAUU
Messenger RNA from Syngnathoides biaculeatus (alligator pipefish), 3407 nucleotides. Its product is annotated as myosin-16. The coding region runs from base 9 to 2762 and encodes 917 amino acids. Gene Ontology annotation, cellular component: myosin complex. Lineage: Eukaryota; Metazoa; Chordata; Actinopteri; Syngnathiformes; Syngnathidae. The record is from RefSeq and is a predicted model, not a curated record. The transcript is spliced from 18 exons.